AUGUGUCCCUCGCUGGGCACUCCCCUCUUCGUGCUGGUCUCCAAGCUAUGUGAAGUCAAGCGGCGUCUCAAGGACUGGAGCCACUCUUCCCUUUGCAACCUUGACCAACGGGUGACCAAUUAUACAUCUUCCCUGGACUCCCUGCAAACUCAGCUUCGCCUCUCUCCAGAUAAUGAGGACCUUAUGCAUCAAGAAAAGAGCAGCUUAGACUACUGCGACAGGCGUCCACUACUAGGGAAGGAGAAGCUCGCCAGAAGUCCCAUAUUAGAUGGUUACAAGAAGGGCCAAUGGUUGCAUACCGAGGAUGAGAUUAGAGACGCCGCAGCUAAUUUCUUUCACUUAUCCUUUGGCGGCUCCUCCCCGGUUACAUGCCCUUUGUUUGCGCUCCCUGUCAAUCGUUCUCUUUCUCAUGAGGAUGGUCUUUGGCUUGGUCGGCCCUUUACAAAUGCUGAGAUCAAGCAGGUUGUGUUUUCCUAUGCUGCAGACUCUGCCCCGGGCACGGACGGGUUCAACUCCAAGUUUUUCACUUCUACUUGGGAUAUCACCGGUGUCGAUGUGUGUGCUGCCAUUCAGGACUUCUUCCUACAUGGGCAUUUGCUCUCCGAGCUCAAGCUCUCCAAGCUGGUGCUUAUUCCUAAAGGGGACAGCCCUACUUCGUUUUCAGACUACAGACCUAUUGCGGUCAGUUCCAUACUCUAUCGUUUCAUUACAAAGGUCAUUGCCAACCGUCUUAAGGGAGUCAUCCAUCAUCUAAUUGGCAAAAACCAGACAGCUUUCAUGUCAAGCCGAUACAUCACUGACAAUAUUCUUCUCUGUCAGGAGCUUCUCCAUGAUUAUCACUCUCCCUCUGAUAUGCCUCGCUUCGCAGCGAAGCUGGACAUCAGGAAAGCCUUUGACUCGGUCUAUUGGAGCUUUUUAUUCACCCUCCUUCUCUGGCUGAAUUUCCCUUCGAACUUCAUCGGGUGGAUUGUGGAGUGUGUGACCAAUCCUAGCUUUGUGGUUGUCAUCAAUGGUGGCCAGUCUAGGGUCUUCUCGGGUAACCGUGGGCUUCGACAGGGGUGUCCUUUAUCUCCAGCUCUUUUCUCUAUUGUCUUGCAAUUUUUCUCCGACUCCCUUGGGCUCCUUGCAGAAUGUGGCCAAUUCGAGUAUCACUCUUUAUGUGCGAAGCCAGCAAUCACCUCCCUUUGUUUCGCGGAUGACUUAUUUGUUUUUGGCAAAGCUUUGGUGGUCUCGACUGCCCUGGAUAUCCCGUUGGGAUCUCUCCCCAUCACCUAUUUGGGAGUCCCCAUCUCCUCUAAGAAGCUGCGGCCGAAUGACUUUGGAGUCCUUACUACGAGGGUUGAGCAUCGAUUAUCUUCUUGGAAGGGUCGGUUCUUAUCCUUUGCUGGCCGAUUGCAGCUUAUCCGGUUGGUUCUCUAUGGCACGAUCUCGUAUUGGCUCAAUGUUUUCAGGCUUCCCUCUCAGACUAUUCGACAGCUUGAGCGGCUUAUGGCUAGGUUUCUAUGGCUUGGGCAUUCAGAUAGAGGCUCCCACAAGGUCGCGUGGCACACGCUGACUCGUGUUGGGUUGACUUUGUCUCAUCCGGCUGGUUACGACGGCACUCCAUCUGGUCUCUCCCUACUCCCUCGAAGUGUUCUUCCACCUAGAAAGGUACCCGCACUUCGCUGCUCUACGGUCUUUCUCCAUGAUGGUACCCGCACUUCGCUGUGGUAUGAUCCGUGGCUCCCUAGGGGCAGUCUCUCUUCUCCUGGUGUGCUCAUUGCUCCUGCUCUUGGUCGACACCCCUUUGCCACUGUGUCAACUCUGUUCUCAUCUGUGGAUUCCACAAUGCCCGACCCUGUUAUUGCAGCUAGAUGGUCUGAGAUUGGCGCCUCUCGCUUCUUUGCUCGGCUGCCCUCGGAUACUACUGUGUGGACAGCCUCUUCCUCUGGUCGCUUCUCCAUCAAGUCGGAUUGGCAUGCCUCACGUGUUUCCCAGCCUGUGGUGAACUGGCAUCACCUUAUUUGGGCUUCGACUGCCCACCCGCGGUUCUCAUUUGUUGCUUGGCUAGCUGCUAGGGAAGCUCUUAGUCUUCGGACCAAGGUGGCUGACUGGGGUCUCUCCCCUGAACGGAACUGCUAUUUUUGUAACCUUAAUGACGAGACCUUUGAUCAUCUCUUUUUUGGAUGCUCCUACACGCGUGCCAUCUGCAAAGAGGUCUUGUUGCUAUACGGUUAUAGGAGGGAUCCGCUUCCCACGUGGCAAAGUGAGCUCGGCUGGGCCUGCUCUCACUUCACUGGCUCUUCCUUUGUAGCUCACAUCAAACAGUUCAGUUUCUCUGCUGUUAUUUAUCGCAUUUGGUCUGAACGUAAUAGCCGCGCCUUCCAACAUGCAGCUCACCGCUACUCUGUCAUUGUUCAUCUUAUCAUUGCAGACACUAGGGAUAAGUUCUCUAAUUCUGCUGGUGUCAUGCCAGAGACCCCCUGCGCUCGCUGGUUUGCUAUAAGCUGUGAUGGUUCUGUUCGUUCUCAAGGUGCUGGUUAUGGUAGCAUUGGGCGAAAUCACUUAGGCACACCCCUUUUCGCCAUUGCCGGAGGGACCACAAACCGCAACGUUCUUCGAAUGGAACUCCUGGCCAUUCGCAUCCUCAAUGGUCACAUGACUCCUCCUUGGACUACCUUCGACCUGGUGCACGAUGUGUGGGACCUCCGAGACUCCUUCAGUGGCCUUCAAUUCCAAUUCCAUGUGCGCGAGACAAACUUUUGUGCUGACUUCUUAGCUGGAUUCCUCCAUUUCUCGGAGGAGAUUCACUUUUGCAUAGACAAUUUACCUCCGAGGCUUUUGAACCUUGUUCACAAGGAUGCCUCCGGACAUCAAUACUUUAGACUGUAA
This is a messenger RNA of Telopea speciosissima, 2871 nucleotides long. RefSeq lists its product as uncharacterized. The coding region runs from base 1 to 2871 and encodes 956 amino acids. The transcript is spliced from 6 exons. The record is from RefSeq and is a predicted model, not a curated record. Lineage: Eukaryota; Viridiplantae; Streptophyta; Magnoliopsida; Proteales; Proteaceae.